UUUCAAAGCAAAUUUAACGCUCGGCUCAUUGGCUCCUCAUAUCGUUUGCCGUCGCUUCCACCGGUCGCAGCACUUGUUUUGGUCUGGAAUUUGGGGCCACAGCAGAUCACACAGCGAUUUCGACGACGCGUCGUUAGAGAAAGGGUUCUAAGACACCGACGAGCAUGGCCAUCGAGCAAGUUUUCGAGACUUUGCCGCUACACUACUUGCAGCAUGGCAUCUCAAAGUUCGGCGCUGUUAAUAUUGCUUUCGCUGUGCUAGUGAUAGUGGCUGUAGGAGUCAUCGUCGACUAUGCGUGGAUGCUGAGGCUGAGAUCUAAGAUGCCUCCAGGACCUUUCCCAUACCCAAUCAUUGGCAACACAUUUCAGUUACCAGACCACAAGCCAUGGUUAUACUUUGAAGAGCUGUCAAAGAAGUAUAACACACCGCUAAUCACGUACUGGAUUGGAAGAAACCCAACAGUAUGGAUCAACGAUGCCUGGACAGCGAGCGAGCUCCUCGACAAAAGAGCUGGCAUAUAUUGCUCGCGGCCACGCAUGCUGGUCUUUGCGGAACUGGGAGCAGGCCAAAAUAAUCUUGUGAAUCUGAUCACAACAACGCCCGCUCAGCGAGAGCGCUUCCGGGCUCUGAGGAAGUUAACGCAUCAGGGCGUUGGGAUCCAGCAAGUCAAGCGAUACCGUGACUUCCAGAACGACGAGAGUAAGGUUGUUGCGCUUGACCUGUUGAGUAGCCCCGAGAACUAUGUGGCGCACUUCGAACGCUACGCGACGAGUGUUGUGUCAAUCAUUGGAUUUGGGAGGCGAGUGGGAAGCUCUGCGGACCCUAUCAUCACGGAAGUCAUCGCAUUGAUGCAUCGUGCAGCCGACUUGAACGUGCCCGGCAAAACAUUUCCGAUGUUGAUGGAGACCUUCCCAGCGCUUGCUCGUGUGCCCACUGAGUAUGCACCGUGGAAGCACGGUAUGGGAUCAAAAAAGACAACGCACCGCGGGCACGACUUCUUCUAUUCCCUGGCUUACGAAGCGAACGAGAAGCCAGAUCAUGAGGACUGCUAUGCAAAGAUGCUUUUCAAAGAGCAGGCCAAAUACAACCUGCAAACGAAGGAGAUUUCUGCAUUGGCGGGGAAUCUUUUCGGUGCUGGAUCGGACACGUCAAGCAGCACGCUCAUUACAGCCGUACUAGCUAUGCGUGCAUUUCCCGAGACUCUCAUAGCCGCAUGGGAGGAGCUAGAUCGCGUUGUAGGCUCGGACAGGAGCCCUUCAUUCGACGACGAUGCCAACCUGCCGUACAUGCGAGCGUUCGUUAAGGAAGUCUUCCGUUGGCGUUCAGUAGCCAUUAUCGGUGGCCAGCCUCAUGCGCCAGUACAAGACGAUUACUAUAACGGGUAUCUAAUUCCAAAGUCAACAUGGGUGCAAGGCAAUGUGUGGGCAAUUCACCACAAUGAGCGCGAUUUCCCAGAGCCAGAUCGCUUCAACCCAAAUCGAUUUAUGAAGAAUCAUCCGGACGCAAGGGCGUUCCCGGGCGAGCGAGGAUAUAUGACGUUUGGCUGGGGACGAAGAGUAUGCUCUGGGCAAGCGCUCGCUGAGCAAGGAACAUGGCUGACAGUUGCGCGACUUGUAUGGGGUUUUAAGAUUGAGCCUGCGCUGGACGAGCGUGGACAGCCGAUCCCGGUGGAUAUCUUCGAUUACACUAACGGUUUAAACAUGAGGCCACAACCUUUCAAGGUCAGCAUUAGACCGCGAAGUGAGAAGAUAAAGCAGACGAUUGUUCGGGAAGGAGAGCAAGCAUUAGCGGAUCUUGCGCCAUAUGAGGGCGAGACGAAAUAUCGAAUGAGUACGUUCUACGGUAAAAAGUAGCAUGAACGCGAUGAGGACGUGGAUUUUGCAGCACAACUGGAAAAUCAAGCUACGCUGUACGCGGAAUCUCAAGUGCAACACUCGAUUCAAAGAAAAGCACCUCUCCUAACUGGGUGUCGCAAAGAGUCCAAUAUUUUCACGUGAAGGUACACUGGCUUUACUAUGCAAACUCAGGACAAUGGUCUCAUUGCAGAGAAGUUCGUAGCAGUUGGCACGAUCUAUAGGUACAGAGGAUGCCAGACAAGGCUAAACCUUGAAUCUAUUAUACGUUACAC
Messenger RNA from Cucurbitaria berberidis CBS 394.84, 2128 nucleotides. Its product is annotated as cytochrome P450. NCBI's taxonomy places the organism in Eukaryota, Fungi, Ascomycota, Dothideomycetes, Pleosporales, Cucurbitariaceae. Gene Ontology annotation, molecular function: oxidoreductase activity, acting on paired donors, with incorporation or reduction of molecular oxygen; heme binding; iron ion binding. The record is from RefSeq and is a predicted model, not a curated record. The transcript is spliced from 4 exons. Bases 165 to 1853 code for a protein of 562 amino acids.